UUCGCAUUUGAUGAAUCAUAUAUUGCGAUCUUCACCUGCAUGAGGGAAGACAAGAACUCAAAGCUUGACGUUUAGAAGUAUGACUGUUUCGUGCUUUUGUUUCUCUAACAUCAGUCAGGACUUUACAUGAAAUCGUCUGUCCUCGCAGGAAUGUAGUUUGGAGGGCGGAGACUCGCGGCAACAUUACAUUCUGCAUCCCGAAGCUGUGAAAUAUUGACACUGCCAUGAGAACAGCCGAGAUCGUUCAGCACUGUUCAUAACAAGAUCCGAACACAGCGCAAAGAUGACGGAGAGGUGGAUGUAGUGUUUGGGCUCGGGGUCUGUAGAGGACCAGUGGACAGCUCUUCAUUUCAGCCCCGAAUCUGCUCUUGUAUCUGGGCGGGACGUGGAGAUAAAAGAGUUCAGCAUGAGGAAUAACGAGGAGACUGAGGGCUUUGAUGGCGAGGCCUCCAACACCUCGAUGAUUUCAGGAGCCAAUAGUCCGUAUCAGCCGACCACCGAGCCCGUGCACUCCAGAAACGUGUUCAGGGCCAUCAGGUGUGACCUGGACUAUAUCAAAUCACAUUUCGGUAUUUUAAAAAUUAUCGAAGUGGUCCUGGCUCUCAUCUCAUUCAUCUUCAUUGAGACCAUAAUGAUGUGCUCGCCCUGUGCCGGCGUCUACCUCUUUGAGUUUGUCAGUUGCAGUGCCUUCGUUGUCACAGGCGUCUUGCUCCUCAUCUUCAGCCUGAACCUGCACACCAAAGUGCCCCAUAUCAACUGGAGUCUAACAGAUCUAAUCAACACUGUCACCAGCACCCUGUUCUUCUUUCUGGCUUCAGUGAUUUUAGCAGCUCUCAACCAUCAAACUGGAGCAGAGAUUGCAGCUGUGAUUUUUGGGUUCCUGGUAAUGGGUGUGUACGGUCUGAACACAUAUUUGGCAGUUCGGAGAUGGCGUCUCGGCGACUCGCAAGAUGGACCCCUGCAGACCAGUGAGUACAUCCGUGCCCGCACAGCCUCGCGGGGAGAGGUGGAGUCACGGCCUGAGCUGCAGUAAAGCACACAGGUGGACCAAUAAAAACUGAGACAACACAUUCCUCAUGAUGGAAGCCUGAUGACCGAGCAGUCAGUAUGAGCUCUUACAAACAAACAGUUGCAUGAACAGUCUGAAAUGGAACAAACUUAUGGCAUCUUCAUCAUCAUCAGCCUCAGGCUGUUGUCAUUUGACUGUAUACUUAAAUACUGUAUCUUUCUGAUAAUUAAGGGCUUUACCUUACCAUGAUCUGGAUAAUUAUUGACUGACACUGACUCUACUGUGCUCCUAAAUUCCCAGCGGGGAACCUGAAAGGUUUAAGUGAUAUCUGUGACUGAAGUGGAAUGGAAAUUUGUGGUAGAGUUUAUGAGCAAAAAAGUUUUUUGUUUUUUUUCCCUCUGCAAUUGUGUUCCUGUAUCAAACACAUAGUAAACUGCAGUUGCAUCGGGAUGUUUUUGCAGCAGCCCCUCACUGCAGAAAACAAGAUCCAG
This is a messenger RNA of Sinocyclocheilus rhinocerous, 1500 nucleotides long. RefSeq names its product CKLF-like MARVEL transmembrane domain-containing protein 4. The transcript is spliced from 5 exons. The coding region runs from base 407 to 1033 and encodes 208 amino acids. The record is from RefSeq and is a predicted model, not a curated record. Gene Ontology annotation, cellular component: membrane. NCBI's taxonomy places the organism in Eukaryota, Metazoa, Chordata, Actinopteri, Cypriniformes, Cyprinidae.